GAGCCACGCCGCUACCCAAAUGCAUCCCCAGCGGUAUUAAUACCCCCACUACCAGAUUAUAAAAGUUUAUGAUAAAGAUAUCAAACACAAGCUAUAAAAUGGUUAACGUGAAGCUUAUAUUCGCCGUGAUCCAUUGGGUUAGUCUCACCUUACGACAGUUCAGCCAUAGAUAUGUUCUAACAUGUCUAGCUUUCCCACGUGCCGAGCUCCACAAUAGCUGAAAACGACAAGCCCCAUAACCUCCCCAAGCCGCCUGUGGUGAUCGAGACUUUGGGGAUCCUUUUGGAUGAAUCUUUCGAGGUAGAGGAAUUCCCAUGGAGGUACCCCAAUCCAUCGAUGAAAUUCAAGCACUUGGAUCGCGAAACGCAAAAGUCCACCUUAGAGCAAUAUGAAUACAUCUUCAACACGAUUAGGUCAAACUUGAAGAGGCAAAUUGCAGAACAAAGUGUAUCAUUUCCUCGCCAUAACAAUUUUGGCCCUAUUCUUGACGAAGCAGUGCUUAUUUACAGAGUAAACACUUAUCUUGAGGGAUUUAACAAGAUAAGUCUCUAUAACGGUGACAUCAACCAGGUGACAAAGCUCUGUGAAUUGUAUAUUCUUCUAGGUACCACGUGCAAAAUGGCUGGGUGGUGUAUCACGUUGAUCAGCUGUCUUGACGAUGAUUUUAAGAAGGAAAUAAACCACUUCAUUGACAGAGGGUACGGUUCGAUUCAGUACGAGAUAGGGAGGGGUGGAAUGGCUAUGGAGGACGUUGAGUUGGACCCCGACAUGUCGGUGUACGACACUGCCCCGAAUAGUCCCACAAAGAAAAUUCUCCCCGGGGUAGAAGCCACCCAACCCUUGAUCCGUAACCGGAUAUUGCUAGAUCAACGGGAGGAUAAAGAGGUUGAGGAACUAAACAGGAAGAUUUCUCAGCUUGAAAGGAGGCUAGACAUGGUGGAGGACUUUUAUUCUCGUAAAAUCUCAGACAUAACUGCCCAACACGAAGCGGCCAUGCAGAACUACAGAGAACGUGCUGUUCACCAAGAAAGUGAAACGAGAACUUUGCAACCGGGAUUAGCCAUUUAUUCAAAAGAGAUCUUGUCCAACAAGACCGUGAGUUCGAGAAAUGAGGCGAACGAAUCUAGCCGGCAUAGCAUGAUGUUAAAGGAAAGCGAACACCCCACGACAAGAUAUGGCUUGAGGUUUAGCUGCCUAAACUCGGAUGGGCUAAAAGUUAGCUGCCUGAACUCUGAUGGGCUGAAAGUUGAGUUGGUUAGAGCCGGGCAUGGUGAUUUUUACCAAAUUUUGGACGAGGUGGAAACAAUGCGUUGGGAGUUGGAUUUGAUGAACUAUUACGUGUAUUCGUUGUGCUUUGAGGGGGGGCGUUAAUUUUUUAUAUGAAACGGAC
Molecule: messenger RNA, 1390 nt
Organism: Babjeviella inositovora NRRL Y-12698
Lineage: Eukaryota; Fungi; Ascomycota; Pichiomycetes; Serinales
Exons: 1
Coding region: 337-1371 (344 amino acids)
Source: RefSeq, a predicted model, not a curated record